UCAUGGAUGCUUGUAGUCGCUCCCAGACGGCGCAGCUUGCGCUUCUCGCCGCUGUCGUCUGCUUGUCGUCUGCUCCUCUGCUUGUGCACGGCGGUCUGUGCUGGAGCAUGGUGGGGUCUAGUCGCCGAUGUACGGAACUUUUGAAGUCGUAUGUCAGCCGGGAAGAAUGUUGCGCCGACGGCGGCGCGUCGACGGCGUGGAGUCCCGAAGACCUCUCCUCGGGGGACCUCUUCAAGUGGAGGGCUCUCGGUGGCGGGGUGCCCUGCAAAUUAUGCAAAGAAUCCUGCGUGGGCGUCUCGUGCGGUGCCCACGAGCGAUGCGUUGUGAAGCGUCAACAGCCGCACUGCGUGUGCGCGCCGCGUUGCGGCCCCAAGGGAGGUCGUCGGAGAGACGACGGUCCCGUCUGCGGCACGGAUCAGCGAACCUACAAGAACGCGUGUCGUCUCAUGAAGAAACGAUGCCGGCGCAGAGAUCCUCAGCUAGCCAUUGCCUAUCACAUGCCUUGCCAAAGUUCGUGCGACCGUGUCGUAUGUCCAGGCAAGAAGAGCUGCCUCCUGGACCAGAACCUGGUGCCUCAUUGCGUCCGUUGCAGGGUGCCCUGUCCGGCUGCAGAGCCGAGGCGUUACGUCUGUAGCGUAGACAAUGUCACCUACACGAGUUACUGUCAGUUGAGACAGGCAGCUUGCGCUAAAGGGAGGGCUGUGCCCGCAGCCUACAGGGGAAGAUGCCGAGAUUGGGCGUCCUGUUCCACCGUCCGCUGCCAGCGAGGCAAGCAGUGUGUGACGGAACGGGAGACGGGCCAUCCUCGGUGCGUCACUUGUCCCAGUUCGUGCCGCAGUUGGCCCCAGAUGGAGCCCCUGUGUGGAGGAGACGGAAACACCUACGCCUCCUGGUGCCACUUGAUGCAGGCCGCCUGCAGAACGGGCACCUUCGUCCCACCAGCGCACUCCGGACCGUGUGCCAUAAAUAAUGGUUCGAGUGCGGAAUUCCAACCCCAGGAGCAUCUGAACAUUAUUCCAGUAGCCAACUACGACACGGGAAAGUUACUCGCUGUCCACGCCGCAACGCUGACGUCAUCGGGCACGUCGACGGCGACGACGACGACGUCGUAAGGAGUGGACGAAACCGCCACGAAGCCUCCACACCCGCCAGGGCGGCGCUACUGUCAAAUGUGAACGGAAACCAGCGCCCUCCCACACUUUGAAAGCAACAACGACAACAUUCCUGGUGCGGAAGUGACUGCUCGAUAUAGAGCAAUCUCGUAGGUUAACGAAUAGAAGAAAUGGAAAUACGUGUAUAGCGAAAUAUGUACCGUUUUGCGCCCGACGUGCGGCGGAUACCGAUGCUGUCGUUGUGUAAGGACUUUGUGAGUUUACAAAUACGCUAAUGAGACGUUGCACUCGUUUUUCUUUACUGGUGCGUAAAAAUAGUGACGUCUGUAACGAGAAUUCCAAAAUUUGAUUUACUAGAAUUAAGGUAUAUGCACUGUGCCCGAUUUGUCAAUUUGUUCGAUUCAAAAUGAAAUUCGUCUUCACAAAUUGAAGGGUUGUGAAUUCGCGCUGUUGAGGGGGAUGUUUGUGAUCCCUUUCAGCAACUGUGGAAGCUUGUCUUGUAUAAGAGCAAGUCUGGUAUCCAUGUUUCUAACAACAAAGCGAAGAAAAAAAAAUUUUUUUUUCUCUCCAACGAAUCUGCCUAACACACAACGGCAUUUUCUGCGGCACAUUAUCCAAGAAUUUCCCGCCGCAUGUCGGGUGCCGUCCCUGGCUCCCCCAAACGCACUUGAACGGAAGCGACUCGAACUUGCUCCGCGUGACGUCAGACGUGACGUCGAAUGUGACGUCAGGGGGGCUUUUGUUCUCGUCUUCCAUUUUUCUGCACGUUCGUGCAGAGUCUUAAAACGGGUAUGGCUCGAGCUUCGUGUCCAGUCAUUGUAAUAAUAUAGUUACUAUUAUUGUUAUUAUUACAAUCAAACCAGAUAGAGCUAACAUAUCGUUGUCUCCUACCUUCUUCUUCAUCGUUUUUUUUUUUUUUUUUCUCGUCUUCUCCAUCUCUGUGUGUAUUUCACUGUUGUCCAAUCAGUGGUGUGAGAAAGGCCGUGAAAGCAUGAAGUGACAAAAGUGAAGUCAGAUUGGCAUCGACGGAGUUUGUUUUCGGAAACCGGAAACGAAGCUGCCUGUUGGACGUGAGACAAAGAAGCAGUACAGAAGUAGUGCCUGAAUUAGAAGGCAAUGUGCGCACAAGGUGUACGUCCAGUUUCUUCGAAACAACAUCCUGUUAUGUGGUCGUAUUUCGUAUGCAGUGUACAAAGUUGCGACGCAGUGUUUCAGUGAGUGACAUGGGAAAAAUUAUUACGAUGUCACUUUGCGCUGAAGGUUCAAAGGCGCGUCUCCGGGUGUUGGUGCGAUGGGAGAAUAAGGACAAGGAGGAGUUUAAGGCGGACCUACUUUCUUAAGAAGUCUUUGGGAAAUUUUUGUUCGCAGGGUUCUCGUAAACCUCUCUAAAUUUGUACACGAAACGGGUACGGGCGUGUUCCCCUCGAGUUUAUCUAGGGAAUGACGUAUUCUUGAAGGCCUGAUGCGAUCCACUGAUUUUUGGCGAAUUAAAGUUUGUCAAAUUUUCAAUACGUGGGAGUCUAUGGGAGAUACAAGGAAAUCGCUUCUCUCGGCAAGCCCGUCCGCGAUAUUUGGGCCAAAACGAUGUCAUUCCCUACAGUAACAGUCGGGGAAUUGAUUGCAAUCAACAAAUCCGACAAGCUUUCUGCAGUUUUCCACAUCCCUGCGAAUGAGAAUAAUGGCUUUGUCGUCUGCUAUCAGGUUGUGCAAGCUGACGGCGCUUACGUCACUGCGUGAGUCCGCCUUAAAGGCCUACUAUAAAUGCAGUAGAGAUGCAACCUAAAAAAAUCUAUUAGAUAGUCUGAGUCCUCUGUGCGUUUACGUCCCAAUUUUCGUGCUGCACUCGUAGUGUUUUUAUUUUUUUUAACAACAUUACAGGAGAAGAUUACGAGCAAAGCUGUGUCGAAGUUGUCACCAAAUGCGCAUUGCUUGUCAAUUACAGCGGCAAAACUACAUUGAAUGUGCAUAACACUGGGUCUAAAACGAAAAACGUCGGCUACGUAUAACCACUAGGGAGCAGCAAAUCAGUUGGGAACAUAGAUAACUGUUGGGGACUAUCUCACACCAGUCAUCGCGCCGACCCGCUUUAACCACAAUUUUGCUGGCGAGUUAAAACGAUUAAGCGUCCUCUGUGACAUGUACGACUUUUAAAAUGGGGUUCCCCAUCGGCUAUCCAAAACGUAAGUGCUCCGGUCACUGAAUAACGUCCCUUAUAUAUAUAUAAAAAAAAAAAGAAACGGCAUCGAGGAUUGAGAACCUGUUGGUAAGGUAGCAAAAACGCAGCACCAUUAAUCUCUCCAUUAGGCAGUUUUUAUCGUGACUUUGCAGGUUUUCUUUUCUUUUUCGCAUUUUUUCUACGGCUAAGGUUGUUUAUCUGAAAUGACUAAGUGACAACUGCCGUUUCAUCCACUUUCACUGUCUCACAAACAUUGACGAGCGCUUUCUAGAUUUCCGGCAACGAACCCUGGUUGCGUGCAUUUUUACGAUGCCUUGUGCUUUCACAGUCGUAUAAAAGAAGGAAAUUUUGCGGACUAUUUUCAUGCACUAGCGUGGAACGUCUCGAACAGAAUUUGCUAUUCAUCCCCACAUAUCAGCGUGUUUUUGUCAUUCAUAAAGACGUCUCAUUAGUGGCCCCAUUUGGAGUACCUUUCUGUACAUUUCCUUCUUUUUGUGCGUUCACCACAUCGCCAUAUAGACAGCGGUUCUGUCGCUCUCACGACCUACUAGAUUAUAACGACCGACAUGUCAUAGGCCCCCCUUCCCAGCGCCGCAUUUUUGGAAAGUAGCGGCGGUGCUACUCAUCGUCCCAGUUAUUGCUUCCUCAACUUCUACAAUACAUAUUUUGUACUUCAACUUACGUUAGUAUUUCUGUGCGAGCGGUGGACAUUCCGCAGAUGUUUCAUUAUGAGGUUGAUUAUCAUCAUCAUUCUACGCGUUUUCAUAGGAGAUAUUGCUGUCGUCUGCUACGGUAGUCGUACAUACGCUUCUGCGCGUUCAGAAUUCAAAUUUCCAUCGUCCAAUCAUGGUUCAGAUCUCGCGUGCCGAUGAGUAGCGCUCCUAGCGGAUCGUGCGGACGGGCUCCUCAUAGGGGUUGCUGAUUAUGACAUGUUCGUUAUAAUCUAGUAGGUCGUGGGCUUGCCCUACCGCAUAUUAGUGGGUUGCCAGACGAACGUCACGCACGUUUCGAGAUUCCGAAACCUUUUCAGUGGAAAAGUGGUGAUUAUGAGAAAUGAUUAACAAUCAGGCCAUCAUACUGUAAGAAUAUUUUCGUAAUUGCUCUGGACAGCUAAGGAAUGCAGAGAGUAACGUUAUUGGUAUGCGUUAUAAAAAAGAUAUAGCUGGAACCUGCCGUAAAAGCAUCUUCUCCCGCAGGCGUAGCGGGUUAUUCCUAAGGUCCGCUGCUUUUCGCCUAGUGCCGGUAAAUGAUGAUGGCGUCCCGCACGUUAUCAUAGAUUUUCGCACUAAUCGGAUAACAUGCUGGGAUAAACGAAGGAAAAACAACUGGCAGCAAGAAAAACAGCGCCUCAUUAUCAUCUCAUUUCCCUUUUCGCAUAAUCAUGCAAAUUCGAUGAAACCUCGAAUCACGAGAACGCGGCGCGUAAAAAGUCGUCUACCGAUAACACUGUCGUCAGUUGUAAAACCACUCUUAUCGGUACGUUAGACGUUUCCUGGGGUGAUUUGUCAAGCUUAUGUUUUAUUUCACCACAAGCAAAACACAUUUACGUCUACUUGCAUAAAUAGUUUGGCUUGUUUACGUUCAAAAACGGGUUCAGAGUGAACGUAUUGACGGUGAUAAGAUCCCAUUUGAUAAAAAGAAAAAGAAAAAAAGCGAUUCCGAAAUAGAUAAAAAGACACGGUUCCCAAGGUUUGUUAAUCUUGGCAGGUUAGAGGCGGAGAUUACCAUGAACUUCUUUCAAACGGUAUAGCUGGAUAUAGACGGGUAACAAGGUGAGGUAGGAACGGCGCCUUAGUAAUACCCCUGUCAUGCGGACACUUUCGAUCCGCAUUGAGCCAAUGCUCAUCGAGCUCAAUGCAGAUCCGGCGCUGCUACACGGACACGUUCGGGUAGGAUCGAACUCCGGUCCUGCUUAACCCGGUCCAGUUUGUUAAACGGCAUUGAGAUUCUCGAGACGUGUCGAAGACCGUCAUUGGCAUCCUCGAACUCAGCAAAUUUGUUGUAGUCAACAAAGACAUUACAUUAAUUUGCAAAUGUUCCUAUACAAUUCCCAUGGAAUUUCACGGUUACGGUUUUAUAAUCUAGGUAUGACGGGCGACUGAGUUUGCUAAUUUGUUUAAUCUCGACCAUUCUCGACACCGCGCCCUCUAUAAAGGCUUAGUGGACACCACAUUGCGGAAGCACAUGAGGUUAUUGUCGACUUUUUAGGAACAUAUCGGUCAGUCCCAAGGUACUGCCUCGGGGCUGUUAACGCCGCCUACCGUCAAGCCAACCUUUCAAUACGCAUUGAGUUGGAUCAUGUAGUAGCAUCGCGCACCGAAUGCUCUUGAGAAACUCGAUGCGGAUCGGAUUCAAUCCGCAUUGAAAAUGCCGUGUAAGAGACGCUACGAACAAAACCUUCAAAAUUGUCGAGCGCACCCUGACAUCCUUCGACACUCUGUGACGCUUCUAUUUUGUUCAGUGUUUUUGUUUUUUCGUGCAUUGAGUUUUUCGCACUCGCGUCUGGGCAUGUGUGCCUCACAAAGUGUAUAGAUUUGUAUAGUUUACCCUUUUUUUUUUACCUCGCCCUCCUUUCCCUUCAUUUGUUUUCCCAUGUGAUGACAGCCCUAUAACUAACGCGUUGCGUUCUGGAGUAUAACCAGUUCCGAGUAGUUUGGGACUGACAUUUUUUUCUUUCUAUUACCAAUCAAUCUUACAGAGCAUUCUUCACGUAUUGUGAUUCACAGACAGCAAUUUACUGACGUGUUCCUGCACGAUGAGGAAUGCGGCUCGAUUACUAGGAGCAAUAGGCUGUAAUAUGCCAAAAUAUGCAGCGGCACAUUCAAGUUUAUUGUCCCAUAUAGUCCCAUUCGAAGUACUUACUACAAUAUACUUCGAUAAGAGGUACUGAAAUGAUCGUCAUUGCCUGUUGUUUUUGGUAUGAGUCCGAACAGCAAAAUGUAGAACACGUUUAUGGUCAAUUGCUUGAACCAAAAGAAAAAAAAAAGGAAAAGAAAUAAAGAUGGAGGGAGGACUAAUAAUUUUCCGUUAUUCUCACGGAUUAAUACGGGUAAAUAUUGCAAAUAAAUGUUUCUUGCCGUCUGCCGAUUACUUCACUGGGAGACAUAUAACGCUGAAAAUCCUGAACAACGAAGGAAAGAGAGAAACAGACGGUUUGUCUUUUCUGUGUUUUUUUUAACACGCGGAUGAAUACGUUGCCGCUAUAAUGGAGUAAAGGUAACGUUAUACAAACACUGAUAAAAGCUUAUACAGACAUUACAAGCUUACAAAAAGCAAACGUACAUAAAAACAUCCAGCUGUCCAAAAGUCGGUGCCGACAAAAUGCCGUUUAUCGGAUUAUGAUUGAAAAUAUGAUGAGAUAGCAGAGGAGGACAGAAUAUAGGCAUGUUUGUCUGUGAACGGUUCGUGAUCACGUGCAUUGUUUUCCUAAACGUAUACAUUUGUAUUGAUGCAAACCAGAUAUACUGAUACGCCAUCAACGUAUCCUAUAUCUACUAUUAUCGUGCAAUAAUAGUCGCGUUAUAUCUACAAAAAGACAUCGCAUAUCGAAGUGAACUAUUCGCGUAUACCCGCAUGCUCAGCGAGUGUUUCAUCCAAGAAUAUUUUCAUGUUCCACCCGUUCCUAUGUAUGAGAAAUCUGUGUGUGUGUGUGUAACUCCUCUGUACAGCUUUCCCAGUAAGAAUAUCACCGUUUUUAUUUACAUUAUAUAACUUUCGUAGGAGAGGUAAUAAAACUGUUCUGCAACACUGAA
Molecule: messenger RNA, 7040 nt
Organism: Ornithodoros turicata
Lineage: Eukaryota; Metazoa; Arthropoda; Arachnida; Ixodida; Argasidae
Product: follistatin-like
Exons: 6
Coding region: 3-1112 (369 amino acids)
Biological process (GO): anatomical structure development
Molecular function (GO): collagen binding; calcium ion binding; protein binding
Source: RefSeq, a predicted model, not a curated record